GUCUUUUACAAAUGGCGGCUUAGGUAGAAGCACGCUGUUUCAUUUAAUUGGAAGAUUUCUCAUCGAGGGCUUUUGUACAUACAGCAGAAAAAGAAAAUUACAAAGACUCUUAAACAUUAAAAUUCAAGAAAAUGGGAAACGUACUAGCAGCCUCUGUACCUCCUCCACCUUCGCCGCCACCACCAACCUCAAGUUUAUUGCCUAAUUUAGGAAAACCAGACUCUGCCGAAGAAUUGCAGUCGUCUGUCAGACUUUCUGAUAGUUUGAAAAAUCCUGGUACAAUCGAGGAACUUCACAAGAAGUGUAAAGAUAUAUUCCCUGGAAACUUUGAGGGUGCAAAGCUGAUAUUCAACAAAGGUCUUAGCAAUCACUUUCAAAUUUCACAUACAAUAAGCAUGGGUUCCAUUGCGCAAUCUGGAUAUAGAUUUGGAGCGACGUACGUCGGUACUCAACAACCAAUGCCUUUGGAAGCUUAUCCAGUGUUAUUAGGUGAUAUAGAUCCAAGUGGAAAUCUUAAUGCUAACGUUAUUCAUCAAUUCGGUGAAAGAUUAAGAGGAAAAUUAGCCACCCAAGUUCACAAAAGUAAAUAUACAGCUGUUCAAAUGACAACGGAUUAUCGUGGUGAUGCGUAUACAGUCUCAUUGACUUUGGGCAAUCCGGACAUACUGAGUGGUUCUGGCGUUUUUGUAAUGCAUUAUCUACAAAGUAUAACUCCAUCUGUCGCGCUGGGCGGAGAAUUAGCUUAUCAACGAGGUCCUGCAGUGCCAGGAGGUCAUGUCUCUGUUGUUUCAGCCGUUGGAAGGUACACAAACGGAGACUCUACAAUUAGUGGUAGCUUAGGUUUAUCUGGCUGUCAUUUAUGUUUUCAUCAAAAAGCUAGUCAGCAGUUGCAAGUUGGUGUGGAAUUAGAAAUUAAUUCUAGAAUACAGGAAUCUACCGGAGCUAUCGCAUACCAAAUCGAUUUACCGAAGGCUGACUUAGUAUUUCGAGGAUGCGUAGAUACAAAUUGGACAGUGGGUGCUGUUCUGGAAAAGAAAUUACAGCCGCUGCCAUUUACAUUUGCGUUAAGUGGUAUGCUAAAUCAUAGUAAACCGCAAUUUAAAUUGGGUUGCGGAUUGAUAAUUGGUUAAGGGUAAGACGUAGACAAGUACGAGUCGCGUACAUAAUUUAGCUAAAUGCCGGAGGAAAA
Messenger RNA from Eufriesea mexicana, 1189 nucleotides. RefSeq names its product mitochondrial import receptor subunit TOM40 homolog 1. Gene Ontology annotation, biological process: protein import into mitochondrial matrix. Gene Ontology annotation, molecular function: transmembrane protein transporter activity. The coding region runs from base 132 to 1130 and encodes 332 amino acids. The transcript has 7 exons. NCBI's taxonomy places the organism in Eukaryota, Metazoa, Arthropoda, Insecta, Hymenoptera, Apidae. The record is from RefSeq and is a predicted model, not a curated record. Gene Ontology annotation, cellular component: mitochondrial outer membrane.